Molecule: messenger RNA, 474 nt
Organism: Emiliania huxleyi CCMP1516
Lineage: Eukaryota; Haptophyta; Isochrysidales; Noelaerhabdaceae
Exons: 2
Coding region: 1-474 (157 amino acids)
Source: RefSeq, a predicted model, not a curated record
AUGGCCGAGUUCGUCAUCGCGCGCUACGACGAGCCGCUCGGCUGGCUCUCUGAGCUCGAGCCGGCGGCGGUCACCGUCUACAACAAGGGCGACGGCCCGUGCGGCGGCGGCGGCGCUCGCUUUGCCGAGGUGCGCUGCCCCAAUGUGGGCCGCGAGGGCGAGGCGUACCUGCGCCACAUCCUCGACCGCUACGAAAGCCUGCCGACCGUCACGGUCUUUGCGCAGGCCGACAUCACCGACCACCUCGCCGCCUGGACCGCCUUCGGAACCCGGUGGGGCGGCGCCCGCUUCCGCACCAAGGGCGACUUUUUGCGCCACCUCGCCGCGCAGGCCGCCGCAGAGGGCAUUUCCGAGCCGACCGAGGUGUUUCCGAAACGAGGGUUCCCCGGUUUGUCACGCGCGAGCACGAGCGUGACACUGCACUUGGCGGGUUGGCGCCGAGCGCCCGCGGCUCAGACCUUGUGCAAGCCGUAG